Messenger RNA from Alternaria alternata, 2484 nucleotides. RefSeq lists its product as hypothetical. The record is from RefSeq and is a predicted model, not a curated record. Lineage: Eukaryota; Fungi; Ascomycota; Dothideomycetes; Pleosporales; Pleosporaceae. The transcript has a single exon. The coding region runs from base 497 to 2323 and encodes 608 amino acids.
CCGCCUUUGACCGGAACACCCAAGGCGCGUCCCCAGCUAGCUCUGAAGUUGUUGCUACAUGGAUCAUCUUUUGAGGUGUCAACUUGCGUGGCCUGACCCCCUCAUUUCCGCAACAUCGCGCGUCGUCUCGGAAAAUAUGGGACUCAGCAUCCACGAACGUGUUUGACAGCAGCAACCUGCACGUGUGGUGACAGGUGCCUUGAAGUACUUGAAUGAGUAACGAAAGGGCGAUGGUAAAAAGACAGGGCAAACGUCAACCUCAGCAGACGGAUGUUCGUUCACCGUCUCCACACAUCCUCUCCGUAACCAAACUAGCCGCGCAAGCAGUCCCUUGGAACAUGCAGCCAGGAGAUGGGUUCCUGAAUUGGGUUGUUGAUGGCCUGAGCACUGUGCGCGUGAGCGACCUGCUGCACAAAGACUACGGGUUCGGCUGCAGGAAUCUCUAGAUACUCGUUACUGCUUUGAACUGUGGCAUGCUUUCUUCAAUGUCUUUGGUAUGAGUUCUUGCGCCACUGGCCCAACGCUCUUCAGGUCUUGGUUCUCGUGGUUUAGAGGGUCUCUCCUCCUCCGAUUGGUCGGCCUACCCACAGCGCUUCUAGCCCUUUAUCUCGAAGUCUACGGCAGCUCCCCAGCCGCCGCCUCGCUUAUUCUUCACCGACUCGCUCGCCGCGCUCGUCUCUCAACCAUUCUCUGUGCUCUCAAGGAGGGACAGUAUACGAGCAAUUCCAUCUUCUACCUUGGAGGAGCAGACUCCAUGGACAGAGCACAGACACCGACAACCCUGCAUGACAAAGGGGCGGACCCGUCAUCCCAGUCGACAUUAAUAUCUCCCGACGCCCCCAACUCGAACACUUCUUUUCAACCCUCACCAACCAAGACGAUGCCGUCGCAUUCUCGAUCCAAGACGGUCGACAUCGUUGGCCAAGGCAAACGCCUAUCGCUGCAGUUCCCUAUUCAGCCAAGCGCAAGCAUCAGUUCCCCGACUUCGUCGACACGAUCGCGCCCGCAAUCAUGGAUGAAUGGAGCAACGUCUGUGCAUUCACCAGAGCCUGAGGAUGCCACCUCCGAGACAAACAUCAUGGCGGUUCUUGCUGCUCAAGAGCGCUAUGUGCUCGAACUGAAGGAAGAGCUGACAAAAGCCGAGGCGGAUUUGAACAUGCUCAAGACACAUUGGGCCCAUCACGAAGCUAACAAGCGUCGCAACGAGGUGCGCAAGGUUGCUGCGCUGCAACCACUGGACACGUCGCUUGCCAAUACUCCAGCGGGCCAAUAUGAGGACGACGGUUCAAACCUGUGGAUGCAGAAAGAGAUGGAGCGUAGAAGGGCCCUGCUGAACCCCACCAAGACGUCUCAAAGAAAGGUCUUUAGCGGUUCGCGACAUCUACGAACGCUAUCCCUGCUUUCCCCCGAUCGUCUCCAGUCGCCGUCAUUCCCCCAGCCACUCGAUUUACAGGAUGACCACUCUGCCGACUCUCGACCACAGCUCCCUACGAGGGCUUCCACUUCGUCAGAUAUCACACGACAAGUUGUCAACGCUGGUGAACACGACCGGUAUGACAUGGGUGGCAUGCCAACGAUACAGCGUGAACAGCUCAUCCGCGCCGGCACACAGAUGGCGGCAGACUUCAAGAAGGGGCUGUUUACAUUUAUGGAGGAUAUCCGACAAGCAACUGUGGGCGAUGAGGCUGUCAACACGGCAGAAGGUAACCCCGGCAUGACAAGUGUCAAGAGCCUUUCAAAGUCUGGCCGAAAAUCGUCCGACGGUCGCCCAGCCCUUAGUCGGUCCGCCAGCUCGAAGAAAAACACCCAACAGCUAGGAUCCAUCGGCGACGACUUCUGGAAGGAGAUGGGUCUAAGCGAGCCCAAGACCACUACGGUCAACAAGAAGACGCACGCUCUCAAGAACACAACUACCCCGCAAAAACAGAUUCGCAAGGUUGCAUCAGAAGAGGAUUGGGACAACUGGGACACACCAAACGAGUCACUCCUCGUCGAUUUGGGAGACUCCAAGGACAGCUCAGACGAAUCGGAUGCGCAGACAUCGCCGGUUUCUGGUCCAGGUAGCUCGCGAACAAGUACCAGCACCAGGUACCACUCGAGGCGUCACGACUCCAAAGCAUCAUCGCUUACCUCGAUUACCCAAGAAGACAUGACUCCUCGAGACCAGAAGCGCAGCUCCAUUCCUUGGCCUGAUAUGACCAAAGUGUCGCCGAGCAACUUGAAGCGUACCGCAUCGCAUCUGAUGAGGGAAUGGGAGAAGCAACUCACGCCACCUCCGGAGUCGAGGACUGAGGACUACUCGCACGGCGAUUUUAUGAACUGAACGUUUGAUACGGUAGUUGCUUUUAGCGAUUUAGCAUUAUGACGCAACGCCAUUAACAGCAUUGUCUAAUUCAGUAUUGCAGAACUUGUUGAAGAGGUGGCUUGAAGUGUGGAAAAGUUCUAGAGAUAGCAUGGCGUCGGCGUAAUGGCAUAUUCUUGGAC